CCUAACCUAACAUAACCUUAUUUACCUGAGUCACCUGAGUGCUAAAUUGAAUCUCUAAAUCUAAAAAUCCGAUUGUAUUGAAACCCAAAAAAUGUUAACAAAUAUUUAAAAAUUAAACCCCAAUGGAUGGAAUUUAAUUAAAGCAAAAGUGAGAGAAACGAAAAAAAAGAAACUUGUUUUGUAUUUCAGUUCAAAUUUCUACCGCGUGAUGGACUCGAAGCGUCCGCCAUAUUGAAAAAUUCAUGGGUGGUGUUUUUGUCCUCUCAAGAACUGUCAAAAAGAUAAUUUCAAUCAGAAAUGUCAUUUUUUAAUAGAUAAUACUUUAUUUUAAUGGGCCACUGAAAGCCAAGUGUUAUGUCUGAUAAACUGCGUAAAGGUACGAAACUUGCCAAUAAAGAUUUCGAAAAAUUAUUAUUGAAAGGAAACUUUUGAUAAUUCUCCGAACAAAAAAUUACUCACUCCAAAAAUUUGAUAAUUUUCAUAGUAGGAUUAAUUUUACUUAGACAAUUAAAAUUUACAUUUGCAAUGGCGUGUCUUCUUUUAAAUCAAGAUGACAUGCAUAUUAAAAUUCCUCUAAGCGAAACUGUUGACAGCGUUACUUUUUAUACAAUUGAGGUUAGAAUUGCCUCUAUUCAAUGGACCGUAAAACACAGAUACAGUGAAUUUUCGGAAUUAAAUGAAAUUCUAGUGUCGGAACAUUGUGUGGAGAAGGACAUUCUACCGCCAAAGAAACUCAUUGGAAAUAAGAACGAAGUCUUUGUUGAGAAACGUAGACUCGGCUUGGAAAUUUAUUUAAAUGCGGUUUAUAAUUAUUUGAAGAAAGCAAUGCCACGGGAAUUGGCUCUUUUUCUCGAUUUACAUGUCUAUGAUAUUUUCUUUUUACUGCAAAAUAUGGCGCUUCAAUUCUUUACCGAAGGAGAUGUUUUGCUCCAAUCUUCCAAAAGUUAUACUUUUAAUCCCGUACAGCUUUAUGCAAUCAGUGAAAGAUUAAAACAUCCCUGUCCGUCUCUAGAAGUAGUCGACAAAAAAUACGACUUCAGUCACGUUUUGGAAUUGAAUUCUCACUUGACAACGUUAACGAUACAAGGAAGUUGGUCGUAUUACGGAACAAGUAACAUCGUCCCCUCAGCAUUGAAAGUAGAACUCUCGAAUUUCAAGAACGUCGAACACUUGACAAUCACUAAUUUCCCCGUGGAAAAAAUCUACAACAUGGGAACACUUCGCGACACUGUAAAAGUACUCAACAUUCACAAUACAGAAUUGAAAAAUAUCGUCGAACUCGCAAUGUGCGAGGAAGUUCACAAGCACAUUACCAGUGCAAACGAUUCGCACGUUUGGUUGAAAGUCACGCAUUUGGAUUUAAGCAACAAUCACAUUGAAAUAAUUGACGAGGCAAUCAAACUAAUGCCACACAUUGAAUUUCUCACUCUAAACAAUAAUAAACUCUCGGAAAUUUCCAAUGUCACGCUCCUACCACGACUAUCGCAAUUAUCCCUGAGCUUGAAUAAUUUUCACUCCCUCCCCGAGGAUCUUCACAUAAAACUCGGUAAAAUUGUUCAAUUGGACCUGUCGCAAAAUCAUUUGACGUCGCUUGCGAGUUUCGCGAAACUUUAUUGCCUCGAGGGUUUGGACGUGAGUUGCAAUAGAAUUGAGAAUAUCGAGGAGGUGAAAUUUAUCGGUAAUCUUCCUUGUUUGGAGAAUUUGCGACUCACUGGAAAUCCAGUGUCGACAAUUGUCGAUUAUAGAGUGAAGGUUCUCGAACCUUUUGGCAGGCGAGCCGCUGACAUUUGCCUCGACAAUGAGAAACCAAAUCAAAAGGAACUCGACACUGUUUCUGUUUUACAGGCACUUCGAAUCGCUCGCGAAGGGAAAUCACCAAUUUUUCCCGGCACUGACGCUCCAUUAUUUUCUGCCGAAAUUCCGACUAUUUGAGAUUCGACCAAUGACGAACGAGGCGGAAUUUUGUGAUUUUUUCCCCAGUGUCGAUUUUCGAGAAUUUUGCGAUUUUCACCGUCUUCCAAAAUUUUUGAACCAGAAAAUCAUAAUCGUGAACAAAUCAAUUCUUUUCCAUCAGAGAGAAGUUAGUUAAUUUUAUGAAUUUCAAUUAAUUGUUUAGCAAAUAAAUUAAAAAAUUAAUAAAUUAGAAAAUUAAUUAA
Molecule: messenger RNA, 2156 nt
Organism: Leptopilina heterotoma
Lineage: Eukaryota; Metazoa; Arthropoda; Insecta; Hymenoptera; Figitidae
Product: nischarin-like
Exons: 3
Coding region: 526-1932 (468 amino acids)
Cellular component (GO): cytoplasm
Molecular function (GO): phosphatidylinositol binding; integrin binding; protein kinase binding
Source: RefSeq, a predicted model, not a curated record